AGAGAAAAAGCCUGGACACGCGCUUGCACUGUAUUGUACACCACUUCUUUGUUCCGACUACAUGUAACACAGAAAAUUGAUGGCUCGUUUUGCUGCUAAAAAUGUAGAUUACAUGACGCCCCGAUUAUUAGACCCUCUUUUCACUUGUCGACCAAGUUUUCUCGAGUAAGUGCUCCAUCUGUUGUAUCAGGCUAAUCUCUAAUGCUUCACUAUGCGAGAAUGUUCUAUGUUAUUUUCAUUUUUUUAUGUCAUGGUUUCUACAACGCACGCGUUUGGGUUCCCCCUUGGCAUCGACUUGUGUACAGUAUGCUGCGAAAACCAUGCGAGCUUUUGUCUAUCUCUAGCUGCGAAUGCUGCUUCUGUCUUGCCACUUUCUAGAAACAGCUGUGAUCGUAGCUAUUGUGAAAUAUAUUCGAGACUAAAACCACAUAGCAACAGAAUGUUGUCAAGCACCAUCAUUAGUAGUGAGAAGACACCAGUCCGUCCACAUACACAUAGCAAAGCGUCAAGCGAGACGUUUACACCCGAUCAUAUACGUGUAAAUCUGUUAUGGGUCAUACUAUAUUCGGAUCGGUUCUGUCCAGCUAGCAAAAGUCAACGAAGGAAAUAAAAACAGAAUGCUUUUUUUGGCUUUUCUUCUUCAGGAGAGAGAGCUUGGGUUAGGAGCGUCGAUGACCAAGAACAAACUAAGGGAACAACC
Zychaea mexicana is the source of this 700-nucleotide messenger RNA. RefSeq lists its product as uncharacterized. Lineage: Eukaryota; Fungi; Mucoromycota; Mucoromycetes; Mucorales; Lichtheimiaceae. The transcript has a single exon. The record is from RefSeq and is a predicted model, not a curated record. The coding region runs from base 212 to 610 and encodes 132 amino acids.